Messenger RNA from Parathielavia appendiculata, 2001 nucleotides. RefSeq names its product P-loop containing nucleoside triphosphate hydrolase protein. The record is from RefSeq and is a predicted model, not a curated record. The transcript is spliced from 2 exons. Gene Ontology annotation, molecular function: ATP binding; hydrolase activity; DNA binding. Bases 1 to 2001 code for a protein of 666 amino acids. NCBI's taxonomy places the organism in Eukaryota, Fungi, Ascomycota, Sordariomycetes, Sordariales, Chaetomiaceae.
AUGAGGAUUCUAGCUCUGGUAGCUACCGGGCUCAGAAUACUGCCGAGAGUGGCGCGGCUGGUCCCACGACCAUGUCCACGGCGAAGGAUAUCCAGCUCAGGAAGGCUCUUGGCUCAAGACGAGACUCGGCCCACUCAGGGCCUUACCUUGCGUAGCUACCAAGAAGAAUGCAUCCAGUCUGUGCUUAGAUCCUUGGAAAAGGGCCAAAAUCGAUUGGGUGUGUCUCUGGCCACCGGCAGCGGCAAGACCGUCAUCUUCACCCAACUUAUUGGCCGAGUCAAGCCCCGGUCCGAAACGGCCACGCAAACCCUCAUCCUCGCCCACCGGCGAGAGCUCGUCGAGCAGGCUGCCCGACAUUGCGCCAACACGUAUCCGGACAAGACCAUCGAGCUGGAGCUGGGCAAGUUGUCGGCCUCGGGAACCGCCCACAUCACCGUGGCCAGCCUGCAGAGCAUCCUUUCAAAGGACCGCCUGCUGAAGUUUGACCCCAAGAGGUUCAAGCUGGUCUUGGUGGACGAAGCCCACCACAUUGUCGCCCCGGGCUACCUGAAGGUGCUGGAUCACCUCGGCCUGAGGACGAAACGGCCCGACUCUCCUCACUUGGUAGGCGUAUCUGCCACCUUCUCCCGCUUCGACGGACUCAGGCUCGGCGCCGUCAUUGACGAGAUCGUGUACCACAAGGAUUAUGUGGAUAUGAUUGGCGAGAAGUGGCUCAGUGACGUAGUGUUCACCACGGUCGAGAGCCGAGUUGACCUGUCCAAGGUCAAGAGGAAGGGGAAAGGUGGAAGCGGUGAGUUCGACACCGACUCCCUGUCCCGGGCCGUCAACACGGUCGAGCUCAAUGACAUUGUCGUCCGCGCCUGGCUUGCAAAGGCUUCUGGCAGAAAGUCGACCCUAGUUUUCUGCGUCGACCUGAGCCACGUUGCCGCCUUAACCCAAAGAUUCCGUCACUACGGCAUCGACGCCCGUUUCGUGACGGGCGACACCCCGACGUGUGACAGAGCUGAGCGGCUGGACGCCUUUAAAAAAAGCGAGUUCCCAGUGCUCAUCAAUUGCGGCGUCUUUACCGAGGGCACCGACAUUCCCAAUAUCGAUUGUAUUGUCCUGGCCAGGCCGACGCGGUCGCGGAACCUUCUCAUUCAGAUGAUUGGCCGUGGAAUGAGACUCCAUGCCGGCAAAAAGAACUGCCACAUCAUUGAUAUGGUCGCGGGCCUCGAGACCGGCAUUGUGACGACGCCGACCUUGUUCGGCCUGGAUCCUGAUGAGCUUGUGGACGAAGCGUCGGCCGACAGAAUGUACGAGCUGGCAGACCGCAAAGAGGCCGAGAAGGCAAGGGAAGCACAAGCCCGGCAGUGUCUUGCGGGACCCGAGUCGACGGGGCGCUCCUACAACGUCACCUUCACCGAAUACGAUUCGGUUUUCGACCUGAUUGCCGACACUUCUGGCGAGCAGCACAUUCGGUCCAUCAGCCAACAUGCCUGGGUCCAGGUCGGCCCAGACAAGUUCAUUCUCAAUGGCCCAAACGGAACGUACCUGAAGUUGGAGGGAGUUGCCGAUGCCGGGCCAUCGGAUCCGAAGUUCAAGGCAUGGGAAGUAAGGGCCCUUCCGCCUGGAGUAUCGAAAUCCCCCUAUGCUGCCCCUCGCUACAUCCUGAGCGCAGUAACCUUUGCCGAUGCGCUGCACGGCUGCGACAAAUAUGCAAGCGAGAACUACCCAUUCUUCAUGAUUGGGACGAGGCUGCCGUGGAGGAGGGCGCCGGCUACCGAAGACCAACUUAGGUUCUUGAACAAGCUCAGACCUGCCGACGACAAGCUAGGGCCCGAAGACAUCACCAAGGGCAGGGCUGCCGACAUGAUCACCAAGAUCAAGCACGGUGCGAGGGGCCGAUUCGCCAGCAUCGAGGCAGUCAAAAGGAGGCAGCAGAAGUCGGCCAUUCUGGAUGAGCUGCACCGUGCAAGGAAACUCAACGAGCAGGUUUCCGUAGGCCCGCUGCCAGCUUGA